AAUUUGACAGCAGCUGUAUCCGGAUGGGCGGAGCCUGUCGUUCAAGCGCCAGAAUUUAAUCUCCCGCCGUUUGCAGAACAGCAGCUUCUUAUUUUAUAUUGCUACAUUACUGCAUAAAUAAAAUGUAUCCCACAGCCAAAAGAGCCUGUCCAAGUCCUCUGAAUGACAGUCUGGAGAAAAGGAUCAAACGGAUCUCUGUAGAAGGCAACAUUGCGGCGGGUAAAUCCACUUUUGUUCGAUUGUUGGAGGAGCAUGACAGAGAAUGGGAGGUUGUGCCAGAACCCAUCGCCAGGUGGUGCAAUGUACAAACUCACCACGAUGAUCAUGAGGAAUUAACCACCUCUCAGAAAAGUGGCGAAAACGUUCUCCAGAUGAUGUACGAGAAACCUGAGCGAUGGGCGUACACCUUCCAGAGUUACGCUUGCAUGAGCCGCAUCCGGGCCCAGAUCCGAUCCACCAAUGGGAAGCUCCGUGAGGCGGAGAAUCCCGUGCAGUUCUUCGAACGAUCUGUGUACAGCGACAGGUAUAUUUUUGCAUCCAACCUGUAUGAGAGCGAGUGUUUGAAUGAAACCGAAUGGGCGAUCUAUCAGGACUGGCACGGCUGGCUGCAUAAGCAGUUUGGGCAGCACAUUGAACUGGAUGGCAUCAUUUACCUGCGGGCAAAGCCUGAGCGGUGUUUGGAGCGAUUGCAUUUGAGAGGCAGAGAGGAGGAACAGGGAAUUCCAAUGGAAUAUCUGGAGAAACUUCACUAUAAGCAUGAGUGCUGGUUACAGCACAGGAAUUUGAGUAUGGAGUUUCAAUAUCUGAAGGAAGUCCCAGUUCUCACUCUGGACGUCAAUGAUGAUUUCAAAGACGACGGCAUCAAAUGUGCUGAUAUGAUUGAGAAGGUGAAAGAAUUUCUUAGCACUCUAUGAUGAUGAAGAGAAAUUUUUUACUUUUUAUAUUGUGAAAUAAAUUUUAAAUAAUUUUAUUAAUCACUUGUUUUCUUUCAUCAUCCUACUUUCAUCCGAGUGUUGUUUGUCUAGCUCUGUAUUAGUCUGCGUGGUAAUGUUUCACAUUACUCAGUUGGUGGCGCAGUUGUUCACCUCAUUAAAAGAAUUACAUAAGAAAAUUAUUACUGUUGAUAGAAAUCUUUUCUCAUCAUAAAAUAUAAAGAACAGUCUUUCUCACCAUUGUUCAGGAUUUUCUGAUUACUCAACAGCCUUUUCUUGACAAUAACAUUUAUUAUAAAACAAGUUCAACUUGUUUGCAUUCUUUAAAUUUUUAGUAAAUAUUGUAUAAGUAUACAAUACCUAGUAUACAAUACCUAUUAUUAUAACUAUUUGUUCCCUUUAAAAAUAUCAGGAACAACUUUACCUUUCAGAAUUCCAACAGUUACAGAAAUUAAAUUAAAAUCCUUCCUAGAAAAGUACAUGGAAAUUUCUAUUGUGAAAAUUAAUUUGUAUAGUUUUGCUUCACAUUCAGAGAGCGGAAAGACAAAUGCUUCAUUGAACUGUAAUUUUAAAUGUGUGUUAAACCCGGAAGUUUACAGGAUGUGAAGAUUUACUGCAGAUGGCUGUCAUUUCAGCGUAUUUUCCUCAUAAAACUUGAUCGUUUGACCUCUGUACACUUGGAAUAUUUGUACGUUUUGAAUAACAAUUGUGACUGUUUUAUAUUAUACAAUAAAUAAAUGGGUUAUAUUGUUUGCUCAAAAUGCGUGAAUGGUGUACUUUGUAAUGUAAAUACAGUUCAUCCUGACGGUUUAAAGUGAAAAUCGCACUCCAAUACGUGUCAUCAUGCAAAAUGAUAGCGCAAUAUAUAAUUUUAUAAUGACGGUAGACAAAAGCUUCUCCUGAUGCCGGUAGAGGCGCUAUUUUAGGAAACGUUCCACGGGGUCGCAUUUGGGGAACGUUGAAAACGUCCAAUGGGGUCGUAUGAG
This is a messenger RNA of Triplophysa rosa, 1918 nucleotides long. It is a transcript of the gene dck, whose product is annotated as deoxycytidine kinase. NCBI's taxonomy places the organism in Eukaryota, Metazoa, Chordata, Actinopteri, Cypriniformes, Nemacheilidae. Gene Ontology annotation, cellular component: mitochondrion; cytoplasm. The record is from RefSeq and is a predicted model, not a curated record. Gene Ontology annotation, biological process: nucleobase-containing compound metabolic process. Gene Ontology annotation, molecular function: deoxycytidine kinase activity; ATP binding. Bases 123 to 914 code for a protein of 263 amino acids. The transcript is spliced from 7 exons.